Messenger RNA from Haemorhous mexicanus (house finch), 1281 nucleotides. RefSeq names its product serine/threonine-protein kinase PAK 3-like. Lineage: Eukaryota; Metazoa; Chordata; Aves; Passeriformes; Fringillidae. Gene Ontology annotation, cellular component: cytoplasm. The transcript is spliced from 9 exons. The record is from RefSeq and is a predicted model, not a curated record. Bases 1 to 1065 code for a protein of 354 amino acids. Gene Ontology annotation, biological process: regulation of axonogenesis; regulation of MAPK cascade; intracellular signal transduction. Gene Ontology annotation, molecular function: ATP binding; protein serine/threonine kinase activity.
AUGGUGAACUUCCCUCAGUGCCAGGAGAUGACAGUGAGCUUCCCUCAGAGCCAGGAGAUGACAGUGAGCUUCCCACUGUUCUGGGAGACGAGGGCGAACAUCCUGCGGUGUGGGAAUGCCAUGGCGAGGCUCCUGCGGAUUGGGACAAGGACAGUGGACAUCUCCCGGAGUGGGACGAGGAUGGUGGAUGUCUCCUUGUGGAACACCGUGAGCGAGGUGGAGCCUGCCGAGAAAUACCUGGAGCUGGAGCAGAUUGGCCAAGGGGCUUUUGGAACCGUUUACAAAGGACUGGACAGGGCCACUGGAGGAGAGGUGGCCAUAAAGAAAAUGAGUCUCCAAGGGCAGAACAGGGAACGAGCUGUGAAUGAGAUCCUGCUCCUGAAGGACAAGAAGAACCCCAACAUUGUCAACUCUUUGGACAGCUUCCUUGUUGAUGGAGAGCUGUGGCUGGUGAUGGAAUACAUGGAUGGAGGAACUUUGCAGGACGUUGUCAGACAGACACGCAUGGCUGAAGGAGAGAUGGCAGCUGUCAGUCGGGAGUGUCUGCAGGGCCUGGAUUUCCUCCAUUCCAACCGGGUGAUGCACAGGGAUGUGAAGAGCUCCAACAUCCUCCUGGGAAUGGACGGCUCUGUCAGGCUGGCUGAUUUUGGCCUCUGUGCUCAGCUAAGCCCUGAGCAGGACCGGCGCAGCUCCCUGGUGGGCACUGCUCACUGGAUGGCCCCAGAAGUUGUGACCAGAUCUCCUUAUGGCCCCAAGGUGGACAUCUGGGCCUUUGGCAUUGUGACCAUCGAGAUGGUGGAAGGAGAACCUCCUUACUUCAGGGAAACGGGGGCCAUGGCUCGCGCUCUGAUCCGGCAGAACGGGACCCCGCAGCUGCAGGAGCCCCGGCGCCUGUCGGCUCUGCUGCGGGACUUCCUCGAGUGCAGCCUGGAGCCGGACGAGGAGCGGCGCUGGGCUGCCCAGGAGCUGCUGCAGCACCCAUUUUUGUCAUCAGCCAAGCCUCUCUCCAGCCUGACCCCUCUGAUCACUGCAGCGAAGCAACUGAGGGAGCAGCGGAGGAGAUGAAGCACUUGAGGGAGCUUCUUGUUCAGUAGUUAGGACAAUUAGUUAGUUAUUGUAGUUAGCACUGCUAGUUAGUUAUGGUAGUUAGCUCUGGUAGUUAGUUAUGACAGUUAGCACUGAUAGUUGGUUACGGUAGUUAGCACUGAUAUUUAGUUAUGGUAGUUAGGACAGCCUGUUUGUUAUGACAACUUUUGGAAUAAAAAUUCUCUCAAACCUCGA